ACGGCGAAGGAGCGAAUCGCGCCAGCUGGCGGCUACGGGACCAUUCGCCACAGGGCUUCGGGUCACAGGGCUUCGGGUUUUGUGCAGUCACUUUCGGUGACAGGUAAAAUCACAAAGCCGAAGAGGGUGAUUGAGUCAAAGCCCAAGGCGGCCGUCGGUUUGUCCUCCGCGGGACCGACCGGCAUUAUCAAAAAGAAGAAGGUCGAAAAGCGGAAGGAGAAGCAUGAGAAGCUUGUGCAGAAGCUGCAGGCUGCGGCGGACCUGACGAAGAAGAAGGAGGUGGAGAUGAAGCAAAAGGCGCAAGUGGGCACGCUGGGCAUGUCCUCCCUGUCCGAGCUUCUUGACUCGCUCAUGGAGAAGGAGCAGGCCAUGCAAGCGCAAACCAAGAACAAGAAGAUGGACAACAAGAUGAAGCAGAAGUUGGCUGUGACCGAGCUUGAGCAGUUCAAGAACGUGCUGGCCCACCCUGCCUUCCAGAACGAUCCACUGGCGAUCAUCAAGGAGCACCUGAAGAACAAGGUGGCGGCUGUAAAUAGCGAGAGGGAGGCCAGCAACCCGCGAAAGGUGGUGCCGCGCCACCUUCAACCCAAGCCCGCCAAGGAGCCACAAAGCGCCAAGCCCGGCAGUGGGGGAAGCGGCAACCACAACGCCAAGAAGAGCAACAUCGGCAAGAACAAGGCCGGCCGAGGCGGAAAGGGAAGGAAGUAA
Acanthamoeba castellanii str. Neff is the source of this 708-nucleotide messenger RNA. RefSeq lists its product as uncharacterized. The transcript is spliced from 5 exons. The record is from RefSeq and is a predicted model, not a curated record. The annotation marks the transcript as partial. Lineage: Eukaryota; Discosea; Longamoebia; Acanthamoebidae. Gene Ontology annotation, biological process: maturation of SSU-rRNA from tricistronic rRNA transcript (SSU-rRNA, 5.8S rRNA, LSU-rRNA). Gene Ontology annotation, cellular component: 90S preribosome; nucleolus; preribosome, small subunit precursor.